This is a messenger RNA of Eimeria acervulina, 1803 nucleotides long. RefSeq names its product polynucleotide kinase-3'-phosphatase, putative. The record is from RefSeq and is a predicted model, not a curated record. The transcript has 2 exons. NCBI's taxonomy places the organism in Eukaryota, Apicomplexa, Conoidasida, Eucoccidiorida, Eimeriidae. Gene Ontology annotation, biological process: DNA repair. Bases 1 to 1803 code for a protein of 600 amino acids. Gene Ontology annotation, molecular function: polynucleotide 3'-phosphatase activity; ATP-dependent polydeoxyribonucleotide 5'-hydroxyl-kinase activity; double-stranded DNA binding.
AUGUCUAAGAAACGGCUCGCAGCACCGUCUAAUUUCCAGGUGUCGUCUGCUUGCUGGCACCCGGCUGGGGGCAAUUCCCUUUGGUGGCGUCACUAUGGCGCCUCAUCGAAUCGGUUGUAUGACGCAUGUGAGCCGAGGACAGACGCGCAGGGGGGGGUAGCCUGUUGCCGCCUGCACAAUAUGCAGGCCUCGCAGGCGUACUUCCAGCUCCCCAGCUGCUGCAGGCUCUGCAAGACGCCUGCCUCUGUUGCUUCUCCUGUUGCUUAUGAUGAGGGCGUGAAGGCAGCAGGAUGCAGCUGUAGUCGCGUUGCGAUCUUCGACUUGGAUGGGACCCUCAUCACCACCCGUAGCGGCAAGAAGUUUCCUGUUAACGCCAACGACUGGGUGCUUCGCUUUGAACAACAUUUACCCGCACACCUACGCCGUCUUCACGAUAACGGGUAUUCAAUAUUUAUUUUGUCAAAUCAGUUGGGCGUUACUCUUGGCCAUGUUUCCCUUGUGGAAAUGACGGCGAAAGUCGACGCAGUGCAGCAGAAGCUGCAGGUGCCACUCACCGCCUGCCUGUGUUGCUGCGACGACAUCUACAGGAAACCCAGACCAGCAUCGGCUGCUUUCAUCUUCAGGGAUUUGUUGCCGCUGGUGCAGCAGCAUCUGUCUCCGCCGGAACAGCAGCAGCAGCAAGGGGUGGAUGCCCCCUCAGGCACUAGGGAGGCUGCUGUUUCUUCUACAGUUGGCGCCGCGUUGGGGUAUCCUCGGAUCUUCUUUGUGGGCGACUCCGCGGGUCGGCCAGGUGACCACAGUGCCGCAGAUUUAAAGUUUGCUUUAAACGUCGGAAUGCGAUUUUUCACCCCUGAGGAAUUUUUUGCCGGUAAAGCAACGCCACCGUUGCCGCUUUUGACUCGCAGACUGCAAGGGGCACCAACAGGAAAGCAAGAAGAGGCAGUGGCAGGGGAAGAAGCACAGCAACCGGUAAUUGGGAAGGACAAGAAGCUCAAGAAGAACGUCAAAGACAAAACAGGUAACGAUGCCACAACGCUUAUCUUUGACCCGGUCGAACUCUUGAGAAACAGCACACAUCGUGGGGACUCGCAGCACCAAAGCUGCAGUGCAGCCCAAGAGGGAGGAGGAAGCGACACAAAGACUGACGCAGAAAAGCACCAGCAGCAACAAGAGCAACAGAAGCCGCAGCAGCAGCAGAAUAGCUCCCAAGAGCUGGUGAUACUCAUAGGGGCACCUGGAAGUGGGAAGAGCACCCUGGUUGAGCGGCUGUUCCCUCAGCACGUAGUGGUGCGGCAGGACGACCUGAAAGUGAAGGCGAAAUGCCUAGAGGUCUGUGAACGCCUUCUUCGCGAGGGAAGAAGUGUCGUGGUGGACAGACAAAACGCCACCAAAGACGACCGACAGGCUUUCAUUCAACUCGCCAAACAACACGGGAAAGGGGGAUGCACUGUGAAGGGCAUCGCCUUGCUAUGGCCCAAAGAGGUUUGUUUACACAUGGGCCUUUUCAGAAGCCUCGCAGCAUCACUCCGAAACAGCAAAGGCAACAGCAGCAGCAGCAGCAACAACAGCAACAGCAAGAAGAGGGCGGCAAGCGCACCGAGUUCGUCUUCCGUGUCUAGAUAUCGUGCAGUAAAGGUCCCGAAAGUUGUGGUGAAUACAUUUUAUGCAAAUGUGGAGCACCCGACAGUGGAGGAGGGAUUCACCCAAGUGGAAAUACACAAAGAUGUGUCAACAGACUUUGUGCUGUAUGAUGACUUCUGUUCUGAGGAAGAGAGAUGCAUUUUUGGCUCCUUUUUAGAUUAA